Molecule: messenger RNA, 2004 nt
Organism: Eimeria necatrix
Lineage: Eukaryota; Apicomplexa; Conoidasida; Eucoccidiorida; Eimeriidae
Exons: 5
Coding region: 1-2004 (667 amino acids)
Source: RefSeq, a predicted model, not a curated record
AUGGGCAACGCACAGAAGGCGCAGCAUGCACUUGGGGUCUUUUGCUUGCUGCUGUCAGCUGCCCAGUUCGCUCUCACGGAGGCACAGGGGGCAGCCACUGCGGCCCACGCGCAGUCUCGCGAGAACCAGUGGACCACUGCUGCUGCAGGGUGGCCCGAUGGCUCCAGGCCGGGGUUCGACUCCCCUGCUGCUGCUGCUGCUGCUGGCCACCAGGGAAGCGACGCAGCCACUUCUGCUCAAAGCGGCAGCUACAAGAAUUCUUUCGGGGGCAGUCUGCCCCUGCCUGGGCAUUCAGCGCCGCACCUGGCAGCAAACAGAAGGCCCCCAAGGGGAGAAUCAAACGGGGCCGAUGCUGUGUGCUCCACAGGCAAGCGAACUGCAGCAGCAGCAGCAGCAGCAGCAGCAGUUGUGCGUAGUUCUUUUGAACUUGAAUUUGCGCCUUGGCUGCGGCUGGCGUUUGACUGCGCGCUGCGGCGCGUAGUGGCCUUCGGCGUGCGGGACCAUUUGGUGGACAAGUACAAAUUGCCCAUGGUGCCUCUGGACGUUUGCCAGAGCGAAGUGCUGCUGGACGUGGAGCAGUGCAUUCCCGUGGACUUCAUGGACAAGUUUCCCUCCGACACUCUGAUAGAGCGGGAAAGCCCAGAGGCGGGGCUGGGGGAGUGGCGGGCUGCGCAGGUCGUGAGGCAGAAACAGCUGCUGGUGGGCACCAUGGACUUCAGCGUGUUUCCGCAGCUGGCCGCAGACCAGGGCUACACCGCGGGCUUCUACCCCGAACUGGUGCAGGCGGUGGCGCAGGAGCUGACUGUGAUAGUGCUGCAGAACCCGGGGCUGCGGCGGGAGCUGGUGGGGGAGCGCGAGCUGGACAUCAGCAUUCUGAACCAGUCCUUCAGCAAGCGCGUGCAGGACAUAAAGGCUGCAGUGGCGCAAGAGCUGCUGAUUGGCACUGCAUGCAGCGAAGAGGCGAACAGCCCCGCGGGCCACGGGCUGCAGCAGGUGGCCGCGGCCGGCAGGGGGCCCAUAGGCCACGGCGAGGCUCUGGGGGGGGAGGGAAACUUGCCGUGGCAAGACACGCUGGUCUGCGGGGAUGUCAGUGGCUCUGCUUCGACGUGUCAGUUGCACGGCUGCCUCUCCCCGUGGGGAGAAGUCCCCAAGGAGUUCCAGAUCGCAGUCACCCACGUCAAGUUCAGCACCCCCAUGAACUUGGUGGCGGCGGUCCACCGCGGCGAAGUCCACAUGACGGAUGUAGGCACCAUCGCCUCCGCCUACCUUCCAGAGAAAUACAACUUCCUGCCGCUCAGAGAAGUGCUGGAGCCCUCCUGCACCGUCGGCGCCUGGAAGAGCUUCUUCUUGCUGCGGGACCCAGCCAGUCGCCGCCGCCGCGGCCGGCGCCAGGCUUCCGCCGACCCUGAACAGCAAAACUUCGCCAGGAGUGCAGCGGGAACUUCUGACAAGGGAGGAGUAAACGUUUUGGGCUCGACGCUCGGCUGGUCGGGAGGGGUCAGCGGCGGCAGAGGGAGCGUGGGGAGAAACACCAGCCCUGGAAAGAGCCACCCUGGGGGCGGCGGAAGCAAGGAUAUUUCGAAGGAUAGGCGACACCAACGGCCGGCCGGCGUGUCAGAGUCCACAAACCUAAUGAACCGAAUGGAAAGCUGGGAGGAACGCAUGCGACGGACGCGCAGCCUUUUCUUCAAGCUGUAUGGAGUGCAGACAGAAGCGGCCGCUACGGGCAACAGCCAGCACGCCUCAGCCUCCGUCAGUCCAGCUGGCGCUAACUCGAUUGGCCCCAGCCGCAGCGCAGACACUGAAACUGCGUUUGAAGAGAAAACUCUUGUCAAACUUCAAGCUGUUGACCACUUUCUGUAUUCGUACUUGUUCCCUCAAGAGUUCAGGAUAUCCAGUGUGAGAAAACUAACUGACUUGUCAUCCGUCUUGAGUGAUGGGGAGCCAGUGGGAGCAUUUGGGACGACGGAGUUGUGGAGUUUCCAGGACCCCUUGUGCCUUUAG